AUGGUGAUUGUCGCGCAUGGCUCGAGCACGGCGAGCACGAGUUUGCUCCUCGAACGCGCCGAUUUGAGUCGACCGAUACCGGAGAACGCGCGAAAAUUGGCGCAAUUGGUCGAGUACGAUGAGAGCCGCGUCGAGAUGGGAUCGCACUCGGUGUUCGUACGAGAAGCUCGCCCGCCGGGCGCCCACUACGCGAAAGCCGCCAUCGUCUUCCUGCACGGUCAAUCAUUCUCAUCGAGCACGUGGCUCGAGAACAAUCUACUACGGACGUUCGCCGCGCUCGGCUAUCGCGCCAUCGCCAUCGAUUUGCCGGGAAGCGGUCAGACGCGCGGCGUCGCGCUGACGCCAUCGCAGAAGCCCGCGUUUCUCGUCGAUUUUCUCGAGACGCUCAACCUGACGAAGGUGAUGCUCGUGUGCGCCAGCAUGGCCGCCCAGUACGUCCUACCAUUGAUGGCGUCGUCGAACCAGAUAUCGUGCGUGGUGGCAAUUGCGCCAUCCAACACCCAUGAGGUGGUGAAUCCGUCGAUCUACACAACACCAACAUUGGUGCUAUGGGGCGAUCGCGACACAUCGCUGGGUCCCACAGCGGCGUCGAAUCUCAAACACUUGCCGAACGUUCGCCUUCAGAAGGUGCCGUCGGCAGGCCACGCGUGCUACCUCCACAAUCCGUCGUUCUUCGAGGACAUCUGCGUCAAUUUCUUCGAGCUCAUCCGAAAUUAUCAUCGCUAG
Molecule: messenger RNA, 726 nt
Organism: Caenorhabditis bovis
Lineage: Eukaryota; Metazoa; Nematoda; Chromadorea; Rhabditida; Rhabditidae
Source: the annotation of a GenBank genome assembly